Dacryopinax primogenitus is the source of this 729-nucleotide messenger RNA. RefSeq lists its product as uncharacterized. The record is from RefSeq and is a predicted model, not a curated record. The coding region runs from base 1 to 729 and encodes 242 amino acids. Lineage: Eukaryota; Fungi; Basidiomycota; Dacrymycetes; Dacrymycetales; Dacrymycetaceae. The transcript has 4 exons.
AUGUCCACUUCGGGGGGUGAAUUAGCGUUACUCGCUUUGCAGACGGCGACAGAGCUCUUUCUUUCAAAAGUCAUGUCAGGCCGGAUCGACAAAGGGAAAACAAAGAUUGCUGCGGAUACAAGCAACGAUGAAGAGGCCGAUUAUCGUGAAUGUUACUACGAUCUGAAGAAAUGCACCCAGGAUAUCGAAGAAAACAAUGACAAGCUGCAUCUGCAGAUAUUGCAGACAAGGCGGAAUAUUCAACGUAUACGGAUGGAGAGAGCUAUCCUCCUCGAACGCUUGGCUUCCAUGCCGAAUCUUCCUCCAGAACCACUUCCCCAUACGAGGUACAGUGGAGGAAGCGACAGCAGCAUGGAGGACGAUAUGGUCCCGACUGUGGCCGCUUUCCAAACACUCAUCAGAAAGGGCGUCGCAAAGGGGCUUCAUAAGCAGCUUUCUGCUGGAUAUGGCGCUCAAGCCUCGUCACCAGAAGUGGACGACGACGUAGUAUCCCCCAUAAGCGCAGACGAGCCAUUCACUGGCGCUGCCCAGUCAUACCAAGCUCUUCCGCCACCAGGCCUACCGGAGAGCGCAUAUAAGUCUGCAGCGCAGCUGCAGCAAGAAGCGCACCAGCAGCCUCUCCCGCUACCGCAGCAGCCCAUUGCCUCAACGAGUUCGAACGCGCCCCGAGUAGUAGGGCGUCAGAUUCCAUUCGGGCCUCCCGCCCCAAACAGGACGAAAACGGCAUAA